This is a messenger RNA of Oncorhynchus gorbuscha (pink salmon), 675 nucleotides long. Its product is annotated as cleft lip and palate transmembrane protein 1-like protein. The record is from RefSeq and is a predicted model, not a curated record. Gene Ontology annotation, cellular component: membrane. The transcript is spliced from 3 exons. Bases 326 to 667 code for a protein of 113 amino acids. NCBI's taxonomy places the organism in Eukaryota, Metazoa, Chordata, Actinopteri, Salmoniformes, Salmonidae.
UCCACGAAAUGUAAUUUCCCUAUGCUGAAAAUAUACAUCACAUUGAGGGCUGUGUUUUCACAUUGUGGGCACCCAUUCGUCACCCAGUAUUUGACGUGACGUAGACCGAGGAGACGCAGCGUCACCACCACCGAAUAGGCGUCUCCGCGUGCUGCCUGGAUACAGUUCUGGGUUAGAAGAUGCCGAGCGGCAUGAUGCGCCUGAUUUGACAAUUGUAUAUUUUCUGAUAUCAUUGACGCACUUUUGUGGUCCUAUACUCAUAGCUUUAGCUGUCAAUGUCCACCAUUCGUUUUGGUCGUUUUUUAUUUUUACAUUUCAUACCAGUAUGUUCCCUUCGUGCUAUUCAAAGCCGACGAGUUCAAAGGACCUAUUCAAAAGGACUUAUCUGACAAAGAUAUUACUAGGAGUGUUCGUCGUGUAUAUGUCACACACCUGCUGGGUGAUUUAUGGCUUUGUGUACACCAAGCCUUGUGCGAGAGGUAAAGGAGACUGCAUUUCUUCCUACCUUGCAGAAAGACCCCGUCUCCAGCUCAGCAUUUUCUCCAGUUUGAGGCCUGACCACAGUGAACUCAACCUCAUCAUCAAGAUAGACGACUUUGACAUACAUUCUAAAUUUGAAAGGAUAACCGGCAGGUCCAUCAUGUUGCCCAGCUCAGCACCUACAUGAUGUCCCGA